This is a messenger RNA of Aspergillus costaricaensis CBS 115574, 1584 nucleotides long. RefSeq lists its product as uncharacterized. Gene Ontology annotation, molecular function: oxidoreductase activity. The record is from RefSeq and is a predicted model, not a curated record. NCBI's taxonomy places the organism in Eukaryota, Fungi, Ascomycota, Eurotiomycetes, Eurotiales, Aspergillaceae. The coding region runs from base 1 to 1584 and encodes 527 amino acids. The transcript has 4 exons.
AUGCCGCCCUUUCAGCCUGAGCGGGUUGCUGUUAUAGGGGGCGGUUGCACGGGUAUCACGACUGUCUGGGCAUUGCGGAAUUCCACCCAUGAUGUUCAUCUAUUUGAAGCCUCAGACUCCCUUGGUGGGCGCGUAAAUGCCCUGCCCUUUGAGCAUAAUGGUCACCGAGUUGAUGUCAAUACAAGUUUUCCCAACUUUAAUGCCGGGGCUUCUCCAAACCUCGUUUCGUUGUUAGACUACCUUGGGAUUACCAGUGUCAAGGCUCUGUUCUCCUUUGGAGCUACGGAUGGGAUUGACAGUUUCCAAUGGUGUGGUAGCAUACUGAAAAGCAUUCUUCUUCGUCCAUGGACACUUUGCAACUUAGAGACCUAUCGCAUACUGUGCGAUGCUAUUUGGCUGAAAUACAUGGCCGUGGAUGUACUCGAUCCCGGCUUUGAGGCUUGUAAACCCACGGAUCCCCAGUCGUUAUCCUCGCAUGAGUACCUCGCAGGCGAAGAGUACUCCAAUACCUUUAUCGAGAACUACCUAGCCCCACUGCUGUCCAUUCUGUGGAGCACGAAUGCGGGGAAGUUCCUGCCACGGGUUCCUGCGAAAGCCCUCGUCCAGGCCCUUUACCAUCACCAACUGCUGAAGCCCCGUCAAGCCUUGCCAAACUGGCGUCGUAUCGGACCAGGGGUGAGCCAUUUCAUCCAGACCAUGACCAAAAGCUUUCCCUCCUCGAAGGUUCAUCUCAAGACUAGAGUAACAGAGAUUGUUCAGUAUGGAAAGAAGUUCGGUAUCAUGACAUCUGCAGGCGAAGAACUGUUCUUCAACCAUAUAGUCUUCGCCGUUAACGGCCAGGAGACUAUCAAGAUACUGGGAUCGCUCGCAAAUGAACAAGAAAAGGAGAUCAUCCGAAGUCUAGGUUCAACCAGAAACAUCUCUGUUUUGCAUUCUGACCCUCUUCUCAUGCCCAACGUCGAAGACCCGGGUCCCGCCUGCAACUACAUCCUAGGCCCCAGCAACCAAGACUGGCAAACCCAACCAAGUGACACUACCACCACUAUCACAUCCCACAUCUCCAGUCUCAGCUACAUCGCCAACUUCCUCGACAGCAUCCCUUCCUACAUUUUCGGCCCCAUAUACAUCACCCUAAACCCCUUCACUCCACCUCACCCAAGCCACGUACAAGGCGUAUGGGAGUUCACCGACCCGGAGCCUAGCGCCCAGACCCUGAUAGCACAACAUCAUCUCCCCACCAUCCAAAACAAACGUGGACUAAGUUACGGUUUCUGCUGGACAGGACGCGGACACUUAGAAGAUGCCAUCACGGCCGGUCUCAGGAUCGCCAUCGAGGACUUGGGCGCGGAGGCCCCGUUCCACGUGCAAUUUCACCAGGAUCCCCUGGAGGCGGCUGCAUCAGGACCUCCCCCGAGCCUCGGCUUGAGAGAUAAUGUGAUCCGGACGAUUAUUCGUUUGAUUCAUGUUUAUGUUCUUAUUCUGAGAUUUGUUUUGGUUCUCUUGAGGGCUUUGCCGGGGGCAGCUGGGAAGGCGAAGACGAGGUUUAGACCAGUGUGCAAUGCUGCUGCUGGUGCUCAUUCAUAA